Messenger RNA from Medioppia subpectinata, 1131 nucleotides. Lineage: Eukaryota; Metazoa; Arthropoda; Arachnida; Sarcoptiformes; Oppiidae. The record is from the annotation of a GenBank genome assembly.
AAACAUGAGUUAGUAUUUGUCAACUUUCACGCCGAGUGGUGUCGAUUCAGUCAAAUAUUAAGUCCCAUUUAUAAAGAAUCGGCUAUUAUUAUAGGCAAAGAAUUUGAGGGAACAAAUCGAGUCGUGUUUACACGCGUUAAUUGUGAUGAGAAUCCAACCCUUUCGUCGCGCAAUCAAAUCACUAAAUACCCGACUCUUAAGGUUUAUCUCAACGGAAAGCCUAUGAAAAAGGAAUAUAGAGGACCGCGAACUCAAGAAGCAAUUGUCAAAUAUAUAAGACUCCUAUUAUCUGAUCCGGUCGUUCACAUUGAUUACAAAAUUAACACUCAUUUAACGGACAUUAUGUACAACAAGUCGGCCGUAAUUGGAUAUUACAGACAAGACGGCGACACACAUCCCAAGUAUAGUAUAUUCAGAAGAGUUGCCGCAGAUUUGCGCGGAUUCUGUGAAUUCUUUUGGUCUGAAUAUGAUCUUAUAUUUGAAACAUACGACGAGUUGAGCACUUGGGCUACAUAUCAGUGCAUUCCUAUUGUCAGAGAAAUCACGUUUGAAAACGCGGAGGAAAUCAUCGAAGAAGAGCUGCCAUUAGCUAUACUUUUUCAUCUGCCGACUGACGAACAAAGCCCUCAAUUCUAUAAAGAUGUCAUUCAUAAAGAGCUUAUCAAUGAAAUAUCGACCGUCAACUUCGUGACCGCAGACGCGGACCUCUUUGAUCACCCGCUGGAACACGUGAACAGAACUAAACAGGAUUUGCCUAUCAUUGCUAUCGAUAGCUUCAAACACAUGUAUUUGUUUCCCAAUUAUGCCGACUUAAACAAAACUGGUGUUUUUGCAAAAUUUAUCGCAGAUUUACAUUCAGGAAAACUUCACCGAGAAUUUCAUUUUGGACCCGAAGACGAAACACAGACUGAGAAUACGGAAGGGAAAGGAGAUGGAAGUGAUGACAGCCAACAUGAAUCCGAUGCCACCACUGAAGGCGAAGAAGUGGAGGGCGACACUCUAUCAGAAGGGUUAACAUUUGCAUCCGAUUCUGUGUUCAAAAAGUUGGCGCCGUCUGAGUAUAGAUAUACUCUUCUCAAGGAUGAGCUUUAAUUCAUGAAUAAUAAAUUAGUGCAAUAAAAGAGUUGCCGU